AUGGACCAGGUCAAGGUGGUCUCGACAUUUCUGACAAUAAAAUUAUUGGAGGUGAACGCUCCAAGACUGUUGGGAUCCGCAGAGUUGGCAACACCAACACCAGACAUGACGAAGGCUCAAGCUGGUGCUGCAUCCUAUAGUUUAGGAGAAGAAGAAGCGGAACCAAAGUUAGCAUAA
Messenger RNA from Prunus armeniaca (apricot), 177 nucleotides. The record is from the annotation of a GenBank genome assembly. Lineage: Eukaryota; Viridiplantae; Streptophyta; Magnoliopsida; Rosales; Rosaceae.